GAUCACCGGUAACUUCCGAGACUUCUUGAACACAGCAGUUAAAGAAAGAUAAAGGAGCUUGCCAAAAUGCCUGAUUAUCUAGGAGAUGAUCAGCGUAAGAUAAAAGAUGACAAAACAGAAGAGGAUAAGCCAAUCCAAGCUCUGGAUGAAGGAGAUAUUGCACUUCUAAAAACAUAUGGAGUGGGACAGUACAGCAAAGUGAUUAAAGGAUGUGAAGAGGACAUCCAGAAGUCCUUGAAAAAGGUCAAUGAAUUAGCAGGAAUUAAGGAAUCCGAUACUGGGCUAGCUCCACCAGCUCUGUGGGAUCUGGCAGCAGAUAAGCAGACUUUGCAGAGUGAGCAGCCAUUGCAAGUUGCCCGUUGCACAAAAAUUAUCAAUGCUGACACAGAUGAUCCCAAAUACAUCAUUAAUGUAAAACAGUUUGCCAAGUUUGUGGUGGACUUGGGCGAUCAAGUGGCACCCACAGACAUUGAGGAAGGCAUGAGGGUCGGGGUGGACCGUAACAAGUAUCAAAUUCACAUUCCACUACCCCCUAAAAUAGACCCCACUGUUACCAUGAUGCAGGUAGAGGAAAAGCCUGACGUGACAUACAGUGAUGUUGGAGGCUGUAAAGAGCAAAUAGAAAAACUGAGAGAAGUCGUGGAGACGCCUUUGUUACAUCCAGAGAAGUUUGUAAAUCUUGGUAUUGAGCCCCCUAAAGGUGUGCUGUUGUUUGGUCCCCCCGGCACUGGAAAGACACUGUGUGCUCGAGCGGUGGCAAACAGAACAGACGCCUGCUUCAUCCGAGUGAUUGGCUCAGAGCUUGUGCAGAAAUAUGUUGGAGAGGGAGCGAGAAUGGUGCGAGAACUCUUUGAGAUGGCAAGAAAUAAAAAAGCCUGUAUAAUAUUCUUUGAUGAGAUAGAUGCAAUUGGUGGUGCACGCUUUGAUGAUGGAGCAGGGGGAGAUAAUGAGGUUCAGCGGACAAUGUUGGAGCUGAUUAACCAGUUAGAUGGUUUUGAUCCCCGUGGUAACAUCAAGGUUCUUAUGGCAACAAACCGCCCUGACACACUUGACCCUGCACUAAUGCGUCCUGGUAGAUUAGACAGAAAGAUUGAGUUUGGUCUCCCAGAUUUGGAGGGGAGGUCUCACAUCUUUAAAAUUCAUGCAAGGUCCAUGAGCGUAGAAAAAGAUAUCCGCUAUGAGCUGCUAGCCAGGCUGUGUCCCAACAGCACAGGUGCUGAGAUUCGUAGUGUGUGUACAGAAGCCGGGAUGUUUGCUAUCCGAGCUCGCAGAAAGAUGGCCACAGAAAAAGAUUUCAUUGAUGCAGUGAACAAAGUCAUCAAAGCCUAUGCCAAGUUCAGUGCAACGCCAAGAUACAUGACUUACAACUAGUACUUUUCUCAUUGGAUUCCAUAAAUGGACGAAAUGGACAUUUUGCCGUCACAGGGAAACUUGUUCCUAUAUGGCCUGGAAAUUGUCUGCACUUGUGUUCAGUGUGUUUUUGUGCUUGUUGAUAAGCUAAGGGGUCUAGGAAUGGAGUUUCAUAAGAAUUGGUAAGACAGACAAUUGAACUGAAGGCUUAAUCAGUAGCCCUGAUCUUACAAAGACAUGCUUUCUUCUGUGCUAUUAUUUAAUAACGGAAACAGUUUCAAUCUGAAUUCAAUCUGAGGGCUGGAAAAAUCAUCUUCAGUGGCUAACACAGCGCACAAGUUGAUGGCAAAAUGUAUGGCCUCUUUAGUUCAGGUGUCAACAGAAAAAUGGCAGUAAAAGAAAAUCGGGAGUGGAAUAUCUACAUUACCAUUAUCAAAGUUAUUUAAGCUUUGGAUGGAUGAGGAUGGGAUGGGAAGGGAAGGGAAGGGGAGCUGGGAGGAGUCUCUAAUUGUUUUUUAUGUGUCCUGUACUUGACAUUCAGGAAUCCUCAUUAAACACUCCAGACUUAUCUACUAGAUGGUUGUUUGAGGUUGUCUCCUUGUUGUGAACCACUUUUUAAGCAACAGUUUGAUUCCAGUUAAGAUAAAGGAAUUGAACCUCUUUGAUCUGUUUACGUUAAACUGUUCACGUUGAACUGUAUUUUCAAAUGUCCGCCAAGAGAGAAGAUUAGAGUGUUGACCGUGCAUCUUAAAAGGGUAAUUCAUACUAUAGACUUAAACAGCCAUAGUCAAAUCAAGCAAAUCUAACAGGUAAAAAAAAAUAGUAAAAUAAUCAGGAAAAGCGUAUGUGUGAAUAAACUGAAAGACGACAUCAUGUGAUUUAGUCACCCUUGUCAUCCAUUAAACUGAGUAUUGAUGGAAAACGGAAAACCUAGUUCUUAGAUUAGUGCUGCUCAAGAGAAGUGAGGUACUAGCUGUAAACAGGGAGGUUGUAUGCCAAACAGUAGGCACAAAACGAUAGCAGGCCCAUCUGCUGAAUCGUUCCGACUGCCUGCUCCAAUUUCAUGGUCGUUUAGUCCCGCCUUCUGUUUAUGAUUCAAUCCCAGGCUCACCCUAGCCAAGACGGCAUCCCUCAUCAAAACAGCGUUAAACAUAUCGGCUAUUUGAUUACACAUUACUCAUGGCGUUACUGACGGUGCAGGUUUGGUUGUUUUGGAGACCAUUUGAGACUGAACAUACGAACAGCUGUUAAGAAUUACCCACAAAAAGUACCCUUCGAUGAAAGAGGUCGUCUGCCUGUACACAUCUGCCCCAGAGUCCCGUGGCUUUGAACCUAAGCCUUGUCCCUAGCACAUUUCUUGUAUUCGAAAAUCUUCAACUCGUCGGUUCUGUUAGUCUAAAGCUACCGUCGAAGAACACUUGUGUAUGGUAUGAUUGGCAAGGUGAACCGCAUUUGUUUCCGUUAUUUGUUAAAUGAAUUUGGAUAACCUGGCAUUUUUAUGGGAAUGUGCGCCGAAAGCUAAUAUGUCUUCGAACUGGUCCUUGCACAAUAACAACUCGGUUACUAACCGAGUUGACAAAUGUUAUCUUACCAUGAAAACGUUUUGUGUUACCAGUCUGCCCAAUAAACGUCGUCCCAGAGGCAACAAAAAGCAUACACUACACAGCUUGGCACGAGUUGCUGUAGGCGGGAAUGGUACCUAAUCGGACUCAAAUAAUAAUUAGAUCUUCACGGAAGUACGGGCAGUGUUGCGUGCGUGACGUGGGGAGUUUCUAUUCGGAACUCGUUAGGCGUACACCAAGAGUUUGUCAUAGUGCAUGGUUGCUUUGCUUAAUUGAUGCUAACGAUGGUUACUUGUGGGCUAAUUGAGGACUAUUUGGUAAGAUUAUACUUUUAUAAUUCAAUGCAUUAGUAGCAUAAGUGUGACAUCACUAUGCACGGAGUUCAUGCUGUAAGUCGAUGCGAAGUCAUGAGAUCACUGUUUUAAUGUAAAAAGCAGCGCCUGGCCCAGCACAAUUCUACGGCUAUGCUAUGCCUUAACUUGGCGGUAGGCGAGAUAGCACCAAAGCGCUUGGAGCGUGCCAUCAAAAUUAUCCCCUGGAUGUUUCUACAUAUAGUCUUAGUAAAACCCACUUAGGUCAAUUGUUUGGUCGUUGGCAUACAUUGUUAGAAAACACCCGAAGAUAAACGUCAAAACUCCGGUUCC
Liolophura sinensis is the source of this 3556-nucleotide messenger RNA. Its product is annotated as 26S proteasome regulatory subunit 7. Bases 67 to 1371 code for a protein of 434 amino acids. Gene Ontology annotation, molecular function: ATP binding; ATP hydrolysis activity. The transcript has 12 exons. NCBI's taxonomy places the organism in Eukaryota, Metazoa, Mollusca, Polyplacophora, Chitonida, Chitonidae. The record is from RefSeq and is a predicted model, not a curated record.